Spirodela intermedia is the source of this 2019-nucleotide messenger RNA. The record is from the annotation of a GenBank genome assembly. Lineage: Eukaryota; Viridiplantae; Streptophyta; Magnoliopsida; Alismatales; Araceae.
AUGGCGGGGGAUUUCGUGAAAAUCGGAAUACCGCAGCAGAAGUCUGUCGGGAGCUUCCUCUUCCCGGCGGUGCUGGCGCCGAAUCCCUCUGUGGAGCUCGAUCUGCGGAGAUUCACGGAGGCGGUAAGGGAGCAGAAGCUCCGGGUGGAGGAGAUGCUCCGGUCGACUGGAGCCAUCCUACUAAGGGGCUUCCCGGUGCGGACGGCGUCGGAUUUCAACGAGGCGGUGGAGGCGUUCGGGUACGAGGAACUGCCGUACGUCGGUGGCGCAGCGCCGCGGACCAACGUCGUCGGCAGGGUUUUCACCGCCAACGAGUCUCCGCCCGAUCAGAAGAUCCCCUUCCACCAUGAGAUGUCCCAGGUGAGCAACACUCUCUCCUCCACGGGUGGGUCCAGAAAAUUAUUCUCAGGUUUUAGGUCAUAAUUGCCGGCGACUUGAUGAUGUCUCCUCCUCCUGCAGGUUCCGGAGUUUCCCUCGAAGCUGUUCUUCUUCUGCGAGGAAGAGCCGGGAAGUGGCGGGGAAACCCCCAUCGUCCUCAGCCAUCGAAUCUAUGAACGCAUGAGAGAGAAGUACCCCGACUUCGUCGACAGACUUGAGAAAUAUGGCUUGAUCUACAUCCGAGUCCUGGGGGCCGAAGACGAUCCUUCUUCGCCAAUAGGCCGCGGCUGGCAAUCGACAUUCUUGACCAAAGAUAGAAAUAUUGCCGAGGAAAGGUCUGCUCUGAUGCCCGCCAUUAAUGAUGUUUUCUCUGUGCUAUAAUUUCCACGUUCAGACAGCCGUCUGGUCAUGUGGUGACAUGCCCGUCAUCUUUCGUGCACCUAACACCUUCAGCAUCCCAGGAUAGGGAAGAACCAACCAUCUGCAACAUCGGGCAAACAUCCUCGUCUGUCGGGAUUCUGAUAUUAUCAUUUAGUUUCAAAAAAUUGCCGUAUUACUCUGCAACCGAUCCGAGGAAAAUGACGAUGUGCCGGCCAUUUUUGGAUUACUGGUUUUGACAUGACAGACAUUCUUUUCAGAUAAACAUACCUUCUGUUUUCCUGUGACUGCACAAAAAAUCACAGGUGGAGAGGGGAGAGCCCCCUACAUGGAAUUAUAAGAUGCCCAGUAGCACUUGUAAUUAUUUCCUGUGCUAUUUACCCAUUUCAUAUCUGUUAGAAAAAAGGGAAAGAAUCAUGUGGAAUUUACAAGAGUCCAAUACCAGGAUUGGUUUGGAUUAAUGCCCUGUUCUGGAUCAUGAAGCUGCCAUCACCUGCAACCUUCAGAAAAUAUUAGAUCUUCUGAGCCAAUUUUUUUGGUCUUCUUGGGUAUUUGUCUGGAGCAUGGUUGGCAGACGGCAACCAGUUUUCGCAAGAAAUGGGGAGAAUUUUCACAAUCCAAACCAUUUUUCGAAAAAAGAUAAACUUCACAUUACUUACAGAUGCGCGAUGAUCUCUAGGGACCCAUUUUUUCUUACUUGAAAAGAUGGCGAGCCGGUAAGUUGCAGACUUGCAGACUUGUUUUUUCUCUCUCUCCUCUGUCUCUCUCUCUCUUUCUCUCUCUCUCUGUGAGGAGGUUCAUGCCUGCCCAUCAUGUCUUUCAGUCCCUUUUUCCCAGUCUCUUUUGUUCUGUGCCAGCCAGGCGGGCCAUGAGGUUGACUUAUUGAUCACCGAAUGCGGCAGGGCAAGGCGGCUGGGGAUGAAGCUGGAAUGGACGGCGGAGGGGGUGAAGACAAUAAUGGGGCCAAUCCCAGCCGUGAAGGUCGACGCCUCGAGGGAGCGCAAGGUCUGGUUCAACAGCAUGGUCGCCGCCUACACCGGCUGGAAGGACUCCCGCAACGACCCCGUGAAGGCCGUCACCUUCGGGGACGGGUCGCCAUUGCCGCCUCAAAUCAUCGACGACUGCCUGAGAAUACUCGAAGAGGAGUGCGUUGCCGUGCCUUGGCAGCAGGGGGACGUGCUCCUGCUGGAUAACCUGGCCGUGCUUCACGCCCGUAGAUCAUUCCACCCCCCUCGCCGCAUCCUGGCUUCUCUCUGUAAAUAA